This is a messenger RNA of Annulohypoxylon maeteangense, 935 nucleotides long. RefSeq lists its product as uncharacterized. The transcript is spliced from 3 exons. Lineage: Eukaryota; Fungi; Ascomycota; Sordariomycetes; Xylariales; Hypoxylaceae. The record is from RefSeq and is a predicted model, not a curated record. The coding region runs from base 276 to 521 and encodes 81 amino acids.
CUCCAGGUACAUGUGGUUUGGAGGUUAUAAGAAGGCGAUCUUCCCUCCUUCUUCCCUUCAGAUCUGAUCCUUGUGUUAAACUAUAUUUGCGUGUUUAAGUUUAUCAACUUUCCAUCCUAUAUCGUUGUUACUUUAAUUGUGACUCUACGGAUAUAGUGUUUGUCUGCUCUAUCUUAGACGAAAAUACAUUACAUCUUCCCGCCCCUCACCUUGUGGCUUUCCCAGUUCCUAUCAGCUAGACUGCUACUUGACCAUACGGAGUACCGUUCGCCAAUAUGCAUUGUUAUUGUGCAAACUACUAUGGGGCAGUCCACUGCCAAAACAAAGUCACACAAUUCGGACAACGAUGUAGACUAUGCACAGUGUUGAAUGAGGGAACUCCCGCCAAGGACGACCCUUUCAAGAUCGCGUCUAGCUACUACACUGAAGACAGUGACGCCAUGGACGACUCGAGUCGAGAGGAACGUAGGCGUGUGCGAACCACCACGAUGAGAGAACGUAGCAAGAGCUCCUCCAAGUGAAGUGGCGUAUCGUAACAUUCAAGAUAUAUCACGACGGCAGCAUGUAACAGCUUAUGGCUUGCUUAUACAUGGAGAUACAUGAUGAACGAGGGGAAAGGACUAAUGCAUUCACUAAAGGGGGAUGAGUGCGGACGGGGUAGUCCUGGGUCUAACCUUUCGAUAAUGGGCUGAUAGGAUCUGAGCAUCUCAACUCAAAAGAAAUAAUGAGGCAAACUGCAUUAGAAGAGGGCAACAAUUUCCGAAUUGUCUCAAAUCCUUCUCUAUAGAAACAUAAUUGGCGUUAGUGGUUGGUCGUACGGGCGGGCAUUAGGCACGCCCAAGGUCAAUCUUUCGAGGAGGCAUGGCUAGGGCGACAGGAACAUGGAGAAUCUGGGGAGGACUACAUGGAAAAAGGAAGGAGUCUGCGCGUUUACG